AUGACUGAGUCGCCUCCAUGGACGCACUUGGUUCGUUUUACUCACAAUGGUGUUCCGACAUUUGCCCAGCUUGUCGCACCUAAGGAGGAUGGUGAUCUAGACGAACAAUUCGAGGUCGAGAUCGCUACGGGUGAUCCGGUCUACAAUAACAUCAAGUUAACGGGCGAGAAAGUAACAGUGGGGCGGAACACCCUGUUAGCGCCUUUCGCGACGGUACCCAUGGUCAUCAAUACCGGUCUCAACUACAAGGAUCAUGUGAACGAGUCCCUGUUCUACAGCGCCCCUGAUCUCAUGCCCAACAUUCCGUAUAUCUUCUUCCGACCUCCAACGUCUCUUGCGCCACCAUAUCCCGCUCUCUUGCGCACAUACAAGGUGCAGCAAGAGUGUCUCGACUAUGAAGGCGAGCUCGUUUUCCAGACAGGCUCGCGGCCUUUGAAGGAUAUCUCCGUUGAAGAAGCGAAGAAGCAUAUUGUGGGCUUCACUGCAGGCUGCGACUUCUCUCCACGUCCGGGAAAGGUUCUGGGACGCAUGAACUACAUCUUCUCCAAGGCGUUCGAUGACUGGACCCCCGUUGGCCCAGUCCUCGUUCAUCCGAGUGUGGUUGGAGUUCUGCCGGAGUUGGAUCUGACCACAAAGUGGAACGGGAAGGUGGUCCAGAGCGACAAUACCCGUAACAUGAUCUUCAGUGUUGCUCAAAUAUUAUCCUCGAUGUCGACUGGAACGACUGUCCAGCCUGGCACGGUUGUCUUCUCCGGUACUUGCGGCGGAGGCGCUUGGUUCAUCAAUGAGGGUAAAGCCGGAACUGGUAUUAACGACGGCGAUGAGGUGGAGGUGGGGAUUGAAAAAAUCGGCAAAGUUCGCGCCUACCCACGUUUCGAUAAAUAG
Molecule: messenger RNA, 885 nt
Organism: Cladophialophora psammophila CBS 110553
Lineage: Eukaryota; Fungi; Ascomycota; Eurotiomycetes; Chaetothyriales; Herpotrichiellaceae
Exons: 3
Coding region: 1-885 (294 amino acids)
Molecular function (GO): acetylpyruvate hydrolase activity
Source: RefSeq, a predicted model, not a curated record